Protobothrops mucrosquamatus (brown spotted pit viper) is the source of this 764-nucleotide messenger RNA. RefSeq names its product protein Wnt-7a. The transcript has a single exon. The annotation marks the transcript as partial. Gene Ontology annotation, cellular component: extracellular region. NCBI's taxonomy places the organism in Eukaryota, Metazoa, Chordata, Lepidosauria, Squamata, Viperidae. The record is from RefSeq and is a predicted model, not a curated record. Gene Ontology annotation, biological process: positive regulation of JNK cascade; neuron differentiation; cell fate commitment. Gene Ontology annotation, molecular function: frizzled binding; cytokine activity.
AUCCUUGAAGAGAACAUGAAGUUGGAGUGCAAGUGCCAUGGAGUGUCAGGAUCAUGCACUACUAAAACAUGCUGGACAACUCUUCCUAAAUUCAGGGAGUUGGGCUACAUCCUUAAGGAGAAAUACAAUGAAGCUGUUCAGGUUGAACCUGUGCGGGCAAGUCGUAAUAAGCGUCCCACUUUUCUGAAGAUAAAGAAACCACUCUCCUAUCGCAAACCGAUGGAUACAGACUUGGUCUACAUAGAGAAAUCGCCCAACUACUGUGAAGAGGAUCCUGUGACUGGCAGUGUGGGUACACAGGGCAGAAUGUGCAACAAAACAGCCCAGCAGACCAAUGGCUGUGACCUGAUGUGUUGUGGACGAGGUUAUAACACUCAUCAAUAUUCCAGAGUCUGGCAGUGCAACUGCAAAUUUCACUGGUGCUGUUAUGUCAAAUGUAACACAUGCAGUGAACGAACAGAAGUCUACACCUGUAAAUGAAAGCAUGGCUUUGGCAGGGGAACCUAAAGCCUUGGAGUACACACUUUUUUUUGCACAUAAGCUCAGUGUAUCUAAAUAAUACUGUAGCAAAGACCCAAAUAGUUUCCAAAAGAAAGUCCAGCAAAAUAAUCCCGUUUUCCUCCCCUUUUAACAGUGUUUAUAGUGGAUAAUGGUCAAAGACUUUUGGGAAUAGCCCAAAGACUACACCCAGACUUUUUAAAAGGAACCCAGAAACAAACUAUUUUGCCUAAUGCAAAACUUCAGAUAACCUAAACUACAUAAAU